Messenger RNA from Lonchura striata (white-rumped munia), 3200 nucleotides. Lineage: Eukaryota; Metazoa; Chordata; Aves; Passeriformes; Estrildidae. The record is from RefSeq and is a predicted model, not a curated record.
CCUCACGGCCGGGGCCGGGCGCGCUCCGCUUUACGGCUGCUGAAAACUCCCUGGGCGGGCCGGGCCGGGCCGUGCGAGCCGGGCACCGCGCGGGGCAGCGCAGAUCUCUUGUCUGGACUUUGGAAAUAACUUUGGUUCUUGGAUUCCUUCUGUUGACCCGUGAGAAUUAGUGUAGAGGCCAGAUUGAAAAUAUGCCUUCGUGACAAAGUCUCUACUAAGCUGAUCCCAUCUUGGCUUUAAGAUAAAAAGAUGGCCUACCACAAAGUGAACGCAGACCAGAGAGCACAGGGGCACUCUCCAUACCUCGACAGCGAUGAGCUCCAAGCCACAGCAUUGGACCUGGAGUGGGACAUGGAAAAGGAGCUGGAGGAGCCUGGAUUUGACCAUUUCCGACUGGACAGCUCAGCCCAGCACCACCUGGGGAACUCUCAGAGCCCUGACCUCGACCUGGAGCCCAUCCAGCCCUCCUCUUCCCCAAAGGGAAGAUUCCAGAGGCUCCAGGAAGACCCUGACUACAUCUCCCACUACACCAGACAGGCACCAAAGAGCAACCGCUGCAGCUUUUUCAGGAUACUGAAAGUAUUUUGCACUGCUUUGAUUUUAUUUAUUUUUGGAAUUGUCAUAGGAUAUUAUGCACGCAAGAAAUGCCCUUCUCCCCCAUCAUCUCAAGAACCAAAUAAUCCUCAAAUCUACCACAAAAUUCUCAAGGAAAUCAAAGCUGAAAAUAUUAAACAGAUUUACAGAGAUUUGUUAGAGUUCCCCAGAGAAGAUGAUGCAGAGCUUGCAAUGCAAAUCCUGGGUCAGUGGCGUUCCCAAGGCCUGGAAGAUGUCCGGCUGGUGAAUUACUCCGUUCUGCUUGACCUGCCAGGCCCUUCUUCAAACACAGUAACUCUGCAAGACAGCGGGGAAUGCUUUUAUCCAAGUGGACAACGCUGCAGCAGAGACCCCAAAACACUUGGCAGCCAAGACCUCCUGUACUCAUAUGCAGCUUAUUCUGCCAAAGGAACUCUUGAGGCAGAGCUUGUUGAUGUCCAGUAUGGGACCAUGGAUGACCUGAUCCGGAUCCAAGCUGUCACAAACGUGACCAAAAAAAUUGCACUUUUGAAGCUUGGACAAUCACCUUUGCUUUAUAAGCUUUCUCUGCUGGAAGAUGCAGGGUUUGGUGGUGCUCUGGUUUACACUGAUCCUUGUGACCUGCCAAAGACUGCAGACCUUGCUGAUAAAGCUUUUAUGGUCUCCUUGAACAGCGGGGGAGAUCCAUCCACGCCUGGUUAUGCCAGUAUUGAUGGAAGCUACAGGCAGAAUCGACUGAACCUCACAACGCUGUUGGUACAACCAAUUUCUGCACUGCUUGCCAGAAAACUUGUUUCCCUCCCUGAGGACACUGCCCAAAAAGAGAGGUGUACACCCCUCCAGCUGCCAGCUGCAGGCAAAAAAACAAUCAGCCUGAACAUUCAGUCUGUCACAACUUACAGGACAAUUUCUAAUGUCAUUGGAUAUCUAAAAGGAGCUGUGUUUCCUGACAGAUACGUCAUCAUUGGCAGCCACCACAGCAGUUUGAAGGGUUAUGGUGGGCAAGGCUGGGCCAGCAGCACUGCUGUGAUCACAGCCCUGCUCCAAGCCCUGGUGCCAGAGCUGAGGAGGGGCUGGAGGCCUGACAGGACCCUGCUCUUCUGCUCGUGGGGAGGAACAGCCCUGGGGAACGUCGGCUCCUACGAGUGGGCUGAGGAUCUCAGGAGUGUUCUUCAGAGAAAUGCUGUGGCUUACAUCAGCCUCCAUAAUCCAGUCACAGGCAACUCAACUUUGCGGCCCGUGGCAUCCCCUUCUCUUCAGCAGCUGGCAGCAGAGAGCCAGAGAUUCAACUGUGUGGAAAAGGCUAGAUGUGCAGGAUCCAAUGUGAGCUCUGUGCAGAUACAGGGAGAUUCAGAUUAUUUCAUCAACCACCUCGGAGUACCUGCCACACAGUUUUCCUAUGAGGACAUCAAAGCAUCAGAGAAUUCCAGCUUUCUCUCUGAAGCUCUUUUUCCUGUACAUGCAACAAAAACUGAAGAGCUGGAUCCUUCCUUCAGCCUGCAUGAGACCAUUGCAAAGCUAACAGGACAAGUGACUUUGCAAAUUGCCUCUGAUCCAGUUUUGCCGUUUAAUGCCCUCGACGUCGCGUUAGAAGUUCAGAACAGUCUGAAAGGUGAUGAAGCAGGCAUCCCUCAGCUGCUGGCAGUGGCAUCACGUCUGAGGGACACGGCGGAGCUGUUCCAGUCGGACGAGAUGCGCCCGGCCAACGACCCCGAGGAGCGAGCCCCUGGCAGAGUCAGGAUGCUCAAUGAUGUGCUGCAAGGCUUGGAGAAAAGCUUCCUGCUUCAUCAAGCUCCUCCAGGACUUUACAGAAAUAUUCUUUACAGACUGGAUGACAGGACCAGCCAGUUUUCAGUACUGCUGGAGGCACUGGAGCACUGCAAACUACAUCAGUCAAAUGAGACUGUUCAAGCAGCCUUGUCAGAGGUGCUGAACAGCAUCAAUUCAGCUCAGGUUUACUUCAAAGCAGGACUUGAUGUGUUUGAGACUGCCUUAGCUGGAAAGAAAUGAGUGGAUUCUCUGCAUUCUAAGACAUUUGUUUACAACUCUCUAAACAAAAGUUCGACUUGGACCAGAAUUGCUCUGAGGAUCAAACCUUUCUCAGCCUUUCCUUCAGCUGGCACUUAAAGGUACUGCAACAUGUGGUUUAAGAAAUGUAAAACAGUAUUUUGCACUCUUCACAAUAUAUCUCAAAUGCCUGUUCCUGAAUGUAUAAAACCUAAAGAGAGGGAAUAACACUUCAGAGAUGAUUUUUGGAAGGACAUCUGCUGUAUUUUUGUAUGUAAAAUAUGUUUUUAUGACUAAGAGGUCAAUCAUGCGAAGUACCAAGCACAUCCUGUGCUGAAGCCGUGGUUCUGAGACACCCCAGAAGUGCACUGGGGGGAGAUCUCCUCUGUCAGAAAAACCUGACUCAAGUUUCUUAAUGUUUUCAGCAAGCUCAUCUUCUUCCUUACUCCAUUCAGAGUAAGUAGUUGAAGGAUGUGGUGUUUCCAUGGGUAUCCAGCACCGGAAUGGAAAUGCACAGAACACCUUUACUCCUGUGGAACAAUAAAUACCUCAGUUCUGAGAAUACAGAUAAACUUUGAUUCUUCCAUUUCUGUAUGAAAAUAAAGAGUUAUUUUCUCUGA